Molecule: messenger RNA, 1505 nt
Organism: Trifolium pratense (red clover)
Lineage: Eukaryota; Viridiplantae; Streptophyta; Magnoliopsida; Fabales; Fabaceae
Exons: 2
Coding region: 70-1317 (415 amino acids)
Molecular function (GO): protein binding
Source: RefSeq, a predicted model, not a curated record
CAAUGGACAAGGGUUUCUCAUGAUUGAUAGUGGAGCUACUUGAAAUUAAUCUCACCUCUUAAAUCUUCUAUGAUCGGCUCAGUGAAAAAAUACGAGAUGGAUGAAAACGACAUAUUGACAAAUCAACCGGUUGAUGUAUUGGAAGUGAUUCUGAAGCGUUUGCCCCUUAAAGAUUACCUUGUAUUGAGAACAAUAUGCCAUUAUUGUAGGAAAACAAUUUCGAAUGUCAUCGAAAACAAGCAAUGCUGCCAUUUACCUGAACAGCCACAAGUUUUCCUACAAUCCAACAAUUCAAGGUUCUUUUUUAGUUUGAGUACCAAAAGUGUACAUCAUCUUGGAACACCACCGUUGUUGCGCACUAAUAGAUGUGUUGGCUCAGUUGAAGGCUGGUUGAUUGUGAAUGACUAUUCUGAAAAAGGAUUUGCGAAAUUUUUCUUCUUGAAUCCAGUGACUAAAGUUAGAAUCUUGAUACCAUCAAAGUUGUCCUUGCCUUCCAACUCUAACGUCGGAAGUAAUGGAAUAACAUGUGUGAGAAAAGUAGUGGCCUCUUCGAAACCAAAUUGUGAUAAAUCUGAUUGUUAUUUAGUGGGUCUUUUGAGCGAUUUUUGUCACAUUGCAAUUUAUAAACUCUUUGAUAAGUCAUGGAAUAUAGUUGAGUCAGAUAAGGAUUCAGGGUCUUAUUUUAAGGACGUGGAAAUUAUUGGUACAAAAUUGUAUGUAAAUGAUUCAUGCUCAAAUUCUCUAUUGGUUUGUGAUCUCAAAGACGCGACUAAUGGACUUCCAAAGGCUGAAGUGUUGGUCAAGAUUCCAGAAAUAAGACUAUCAGACUCGAGUAUAAUUAGCACCCAUGCUUAUUGUUUUCUAGCCAAAAAUGAAGCCUUAAGAGAGUUAUACAUCAUUUAUUUAUCAAUCUUUGCCAAACCUGAGUAUGAUACUCAACAUGCCGCUGCUGACCGUUUGAGAAUUAUAACAUCAUAUGCCGAUCCACCUAAAAUUACCGGCUUUAAAGUCUUAAAGUUGGACACAAGCAAGGAUCCUAUUGAGUGGCAGAAUGUGAAGCUUGAAGAUAGAGUAGCUUUUGUUAGUGGUUGGAACACCAUGGUAAUGUCAAGGGAUCAACUAAGUUGCAAUGAAGAGUUAACUAGAGGGAAUAGGAUCUAUUUUGCUGUUCAUUUUCGAUGUCCUACGGAUCCAUGGCCAGGUUUACAGUUGGGGAUGUUUGAUUUGACUGAUAGCAGCUUCAACUACUUUCCUGUGGAGACAUCAAAGGAUGAUGAUGUUCCUUAUCCUUUAUGGAUUGUACCAAGUGUAUGGUAAUUCCACCGUCUUCGCACUUCUUCUAUGCUUUAAAAUUAUUUACGCCGCAACAUGCAUACACUUUUCUUGUUAUUGAAGAAUGACCAGAAAAGGUACCCCCUGCACUGCACCAACCAUUUGAUUUCUUUUUUCUUUUAUGUUCUUUUUAAGGACCGAAAUUUCGUAGUACAUGAUAUUUUAUUUUUUUU